AUGGAUGAUAUGUUUGUACGCCUUGCACUUCGUGGUCGCCCUCAGCGUAAUUCUCCAGAAAUUACAAAUUUACAUCAUUACCGAGUAGAUUUGUUCUAUUUUGUCAUCGAUUUACAACUUCAAGAAUUGAAUGAUUGUUUCUUGGAGGUAAAUAUAGAGUUACUCCUUUGUGUAGCUUGUUUAUGUCCACAAGAUUUAUUUUCUUCUUUUGACAAGAAAAGCUUGAUUAGACUUGCUGAGCUUUAUCCAUUAGAUUUCUCUGUAGUAGAUGUCAUUGUACUUAACGAUCAAUUUGAGACUUAUAUUUUUGACAUGUGUUCUAACAAAGAGUUUGAAGGGUUGAAUGACCUUGGUGAUCUUGCGAAGAAGUUAGCUCUGACAAAGAAAGAUAGGGUAUAUCCAUUGGUUUACAGACUUUUGACUUUGACAUUGAUUUUACCGGUUGCUACUGCUACUGUGGAGAGAGUCUUUUCUGCAAUGAGUAUCGUAAAGGAUACAUUGCGCAAUCGGAUGGGUGAUCAGUGGAUGAAUGAUAGUACAAUUGUUUAUGUAGAGAAAGAUAUAUUUUUGAAACUUGAUAAUGAAGUUGUUGUACGAUGA
Messenger RNA from Olea europaea var. sylvestris, 600 nucleotides. RefSeq lists its product as uncharacterized. The transcript has a single exon. The record is from RefSeq and is a predicted model, not a curated record. Lineage: Eukaryota; Viridiplantae; Streptophyta; Magnoliopsida; Lamiales; Oleaceae. The coding region runs from base 1 to 600 and encodes 199 amino acids. Gene Ontology annotation, molecular function: protein dimerization activity.